GGUGUAUUACCUAAGCGGUAGAUCGCCGCCAAGGGUCCCGCCGGAAGAGUCCCGCUAUGGCGCAUACUGUAUAAAUAGAACGGCUCAAUAGGUAUUGUACAUAUUUCGCGGGGUAGGUACAAUACUAUUCCGUGUUAAACUUAUCAAAACUUAUCAACUCGCAAACAACUUUGAGUCACAAGCAAAGGAACUUUGGUUCUGCAACUCAAUUCGGCCUCUAACUCUUUUCUGUGUUCUCUGUGUUUCUAUACGUAGGUACGUACAUAAUCCUUAGAGUUACAGGUCGUUAUUUCAAUUGAGAGCUUCAAGAUCGAUAACGCUAUGGCUGAGCAAGAUCAAACUUUCGUGGAUAUCCGACCGCUGCUUCAGCGCCUAUGGCCCGAUCCAGCUAAAGAGAAUGUGACUGCUAAAGAAAUUGCCGAUGCCCUCGCUCUCAUCUUCACCAACCAGCUUAGUCCCGUCCAGACCGGCUCGCUGCUGACGGCCCUGCACUUCACCGGCUGGGACCGCCGUGCCGAUGUCCUCGCCGAGGCCUCCGCAGCCAUGCGCCGCCACGCUGCCAAGAUCGAUUCUGAUGCUCUUUACAAAGUUAUUGACAAACGGCGGCGACCUGAGGGCAAGUAUAAUGGCGGACUGUGUGACAUAGUUGGCACGGGCGGUGACUCUCACAAUACCUUCAACAUAUCAACCACAUCUUCUAUCCUCGCCUCCUCUCUCCUUCUAUUAGCCAAACACGGAAACCGUGCUUCGACGUCUAAAUCCGGAUCUGCCGACUUACUUAUGAAUAUGCAACCAUUGCCCGCGCAGCUAAGCCGCAUAACCCCUUCUACCAUUACCGACGUAUACGCGCGCACCAACUAUGCUUUCCUGUUCGCUCCUGUUUUCCACCCGGGCAUGAAGCACGUCGCGUCCGUACGCAAAGAACUCGGCUGGCGUACCAUUUUUAAUCUCCUCGGGCCCUUAAGCAAUCCCUUUGGCGACGCUAUCGAAGCCCGUAUGUUGGGUGUUGCCCGCGAUGACUUGGGCCCCGUGUUUGCAGAGGCUCUACGUAUUUCCGGUGCCAAGAAGGGCCUCGUCGUAUGCGGCAAAGAGCAGCUGGACGAGGUGUCGUGCGCAGGGCCCACGCUAUGCUGGCAGUUGAUAGAACAUGCCAGCGGGACCAUAGAUAUUGAACACUUUACAUUAGAGCCGGCCGAUUUUGGGCUAAGCACGCACCCGCUGAGUACCGUGUCUCCCGGUCGCGAGCCGCACGAGAAUGCCGAAAUCCUGCGGCGCCUGUUAAACAACGAACUGCCACCUAACGACCCGAUCCUCGAGUUUGUGUUAAUCAACACAGCUGCGUUCCUGGUCGCUGCAGGGAUCUGCGAGGCGGACGAAAGCGCUAUGGGAUCGGGUGACGACGGGAAGGUUAUUAGAGAACGCGGGCCGGGAGGCGGUCGUUGGAAGGAGGGUGUACGCCGCGCACGAUGGACUAUAGAGAGUGGCGAGGCGUGGAAGCAGUGGUCUGCUUUUGCUGAGGUUACGAACAGUCUACCCGCUUAAGAUUCGUGCUGUUUCUUAUUAGAGACGCUGGUUUUUAUUUCUUUUCUCUAUUUUAAGUUGCGAUACUAGAGAAACAACGGGGGAAUCAUAGGUAUAUGCUAGCUGUAAGCUGUAAUUAAUGUCUACGACGGGACGGGUGUGAAAUCGGGAAAGGAUAGAAAAGGUCAUCACAUUAGCUUGGCACGGGAAAAGGUAUAGAUGAGGGGAAUUUAAUUCAAGAAGGAUAGAAGUACAUCAUUGACGACGGCUGUUCUAUAAGGGGUGAGAUCGGUCAUAUAUCAGUAUGCAUAAACCCGUCUAUCACAUCAAGUAAACCAGACUAAAGACACGGCAAGGUAAUAAAUACCUGGGUAUGAGAAGGGGAUUCUGCCAAUUGAUAGAGGCUACUUGUUGAGCAGAUGGCGGCCCUAAUACAUACAAAACCGCCGUCAACAUAUCUAGGGUCAGAUCUUGCGAUCCUGAGACGCAAUAAAACCAUGCGAAUAAUUACUCUUUUCUCAACUCCGGAACAAUGCUUUUUGCGAUAUUAUCGCUUUUAGGCACCCCUACCUCGCCCUCGCCCUCGCCCUCGCCCUCG
Molecule: messenger RNA, 2119 nt
Organism: Daldinia decipiens
Lineage: Eukaryota; Fungi; Ascomycota; Sordariomycetes; Xylariales; Hypoxylaceae
Product: anthranilate phosphoribosyltransferase
Exons: 4
Coding region: 322-1542 (406 amino acids)
Biological process (GO): L-tryptophan biosynthetic process
Cellular component (GO): cytosol
Molecular function (GO): anthranilate phosphoribosyltransferase activity
Source: RefSeq, a predicted model, not a curated record